This is a messenger RNA of Macadamia integrifolia, 1390 nucleotides long. Its product is annotated as GDSL esterase/lipase At3g48460. The transcript is spliced from 2 exons. Gene Ontology annotation, molecular function: hydrolase activity, acting on ester bonds. The record is from RefSeq and is a predicted model, not a curated record. Bases 61 to 1224 code for a protein of 387 amino acids. Lineage: Eukaryota; Viridiplantae; Streptophyta; Magnoliopsida; Proteales; Proteaceae.
UAUCAUAUAGAUCUCCAAUACACACACACACACCCAUUAACAAACACCCACUGGAAAACAAUGGAGAGCUACUUCUACAUUUGGUUUCCUUCCCAAGUUACCCUUAUAACCACCAUUAUCACCUUCUUCUUUUGCAUCUCUAGUAGGAAAACUUCUACUACUGCAACUCCAACCUUCUCCAGGAUCUAUGCCUUUGGUGAUUCCUACACAGAUACAGGGAACACCAAAUCAUCCACAGGUCCAACUAUGUUCCAACAUGUCUCCAACCUUCCCUAUGGAACCACAUUCUUCAACAAACCCACCAAUCGUUACUCCGAUGGUCGUCUUGUGAUCGAUUUCGUUACUGAAGCUCUUAACUUACCAUACUUACCGCCUUUUCUCGACCGAGCAGAUAUGAAUACAUCUCAUGGUGUUAACUUUGCAGUGGCUGGCUCGACGGCCAUUGAACAUGAUUUCUUUGUGAGGAACAAUUUGUCUAUGGAUAGUACUCCUGAGUCAUUACAGACUGAGCUUGUUUGGUUUGAUAAGUUCUUGGAGGAAAAGGGAUGUGGAGAAGGAUCAAAUACAAAUAGUGAUUGUAGAGAAUUGUUUGAUGAUACUCUGUUUUGGGUUGGAGAGAUUGGAGUAAACGAUUAUGCAUAUCUCAUUGGAUCGCUUGUUCCUACUAACACUGUGCAACAACUUGCCAUUGACAGCAUUUCUAGUUUUUUACAGGAUUUACUGAAGAAGGGAGCCAAGUACAUGGUGGUUCAAGGUCUACCGUCGACGGGAUGCCUGGCGCUAUCCAUGUCAUAUUCUCUCUUCGAUGACAGAGACGACAUAGGCUGUGUGGGGAGUGUAAACCUGGUGACUUACAUGCACAACUCCCAGCUUCAAAACAAGCUUCAGGAUCUCAGGAAACAAUUCCCUCAAGCUGUCAUUGCAUACGCCGAUUACUCCAACGCUUAUCGCGAGGUGAUGAAGAACACUCGCAAGUAUGGAUUCCAGGAGCCCUUCAAGGCUUGCUGUGGCUCUGGUGGUGGACCUUAUAACCUCAACAUACUUGCCACAUGUGGGUCACCAGAUGCCUCAAGAGCUUGUUCAAACCCUAGUCAGUUCAUCAACUGGGAUGGAGUCCAUCUCACAGAAGCCAUGUACAGGGUGGUUGCUGAUAUGUUCCUCCAUGGUGGAUAUUGUCAUCCUUCAUUCAGUGACUUGAUGAGUAGAAAAACCCUUGGGAGCUGAGAGCUGACCGUCUUAUCACUAGCUUAUAUAUCAUUCUCAGUGUGUAUCUGCAUCUACAUACUACUUAUGACAGUAACACUAGUAUAGCUCAGUGUACUACCCUGGUAGUCCUAGAAGAUCUUCAAUAUGUAUAUUCGCUGUGCAUCAUUUCAGGUUCUGGUUUAAA